Molecule: messenger RNA, 1861 nt
Organism: Jaculus jaculus (lesser Egyptian jerboa)
Lineage: Eukaryota; Metazoa; Chordata; Mammalia; Rodentia; Dipodidae
Gene: Acadl
Product: acyl-CoA dehydrogenase long chain
Exons: 11
Coding region: 1-1290 (429 amino acids)
Biological process (GO): carnitine metabolic process, CoA-linked; long-chain fatty acid catabolic process; fatty acid beta-oxidation using acyl-CoA dehydrogenase
Cellular component (GO): mitochondrion
Molecular function (GO): flavin adenine dinucleotide binding; long-chain fatty acyl-CoA dehydrogenase activity
Source: RefSeq, a predicted model, not a curated record
AUGGCCGCGCGUCUGCUCCGCCGCUCGCUGCGCGUCCUGGGCGGCCGCUGUGCGCCCCGCUCGCCGCCCGCCGCCAGAUACUCUCAUUCUGGAGAAGCACGUCUAGAGACUUGUUCUGCUAAAAAGUUUACAGAUAUCGGAAUUAGAAGAAUCUUUUCUUCAGAGCAUGACAUUUUCCGGGAAAGUGUAAGGAAGUUCUUUCAAGAAGAAGUGGUUCCUCAUCACUCAGAGUGGGAGAAAGCUGGAGAAGUGAGCAGAGAAGUUUGGGAAAAAGCUGGCAAGCAAGGCCUGCUCGGUGUGAACAUCGCAGAGAAGCAUGGUGGCAUUGGUGGAGACCUCUUCUCCACUGCGGUGGUUUGGGAAGAGCAAGCAUACUGCAAUUGUACAGGUCCAGGUUUCAGUCUUCAUUCAGACAUUGUUAUGCCUUAUAUUGCAAAUUAUGGCUCAAAAGAACAGAUCCAGCACUUCAUCCCCCAGAUGACGGCAGGCAAGUGUAUUGGUGCCAUAGCAAUGACAGAGCCUGGGGCUGGAAGUGACUUACAAGGAGUAAGAACAAAUGCCAAGAAGGAUGGGAGUGAUUGGAUUCUCAAUGGAAGCAAGGUGUUCAUCACUAAUGGUUGGUUAAGUGAUGUGGUGAUCGUAGUUGCCGUUACAAAUCGUGAGGCUCGCUCCCCUGCCCAUGGCAUUAGCCUUUUUCUGGUGGAAAAUGGAAUGAAAGGAUUUAUCAAGGGACGGAAGCUACAUAAAAUGGGAUUAAAAGCCCAGGACACUGCAGAGCUGUUCUUUGAGGAUGUCCGGUUGCCAGCCAGCGCCCUUCUUGGAGAAGAGAAUAAAGGCUUCUACUACCUCAUGCAAGAGCUGCCACAGGAAAGACUGUUAAUUGCUGAUUUGGCAAUUUCUGCCUGUGAAUUUAUGUUUGAAGAAACCAGGAAUUAUGUCAAGCAAAGAAAAGCUUUUGGAAAAACAGUGGCACACAUCCAGACAGUGCAGCAUAAACUAGCAGAAUUAAAAACACACAUAUGUGUAACCCGAGCUUUUGUGGACAGCUGUCUGCAGCUGCAUGAAGCAAAACGUCUGGACUCUGCCGCGGCUUCCAUGGCGAAAUACUGGGCAUCUGAUUUACAAAACACAGUUGCUUAUGACUGUGUCCAGCUCCAUGGAGGCUGGGGAUACAUGUGGGAGUACCCGAUUGCAAAAGCUUAUGUGGACGCCCGAGUUCAGCCAAUCUAUGGUGGUACCAAUGAAAUAAUGAGAGAGCUGAUUGCAAGAGACAUCGUCCGUGACAAGUAGACAUCUGCCCACAUCCUGGAAUCCUAUUACAACUAAUCUGAUUUCAGAUCUACUCAAGAUUAAAUGUAGCUUGGAAAUCAGGGAAACACUAAAGGUGUUUUUAUGUGUGUUAUCAUAAAGAAAUCAAAUAUAAAUAUGAAUAACACAGUAGAAAGAGAAAACUUUGAACACAGGGUGUCCAGAAUGAUCCAAGAGGUUGAACUUUUUUUUUAAUAUGGUAAAAUGUCAAGAUUUUCUGACUCCAUAAGCCUUAAUAUUUCAUUUGCCUUUCAAAUUGUAAAAAGCAUAAAUUUCCUAGACCCUCAAAAUCAUGACCAAAAUUUUAUAUUGUUGGUCUACAAAAACUCCUAUAGUACAUGGAUUUUGAAAGAAAAAUAUGUACAGCUUAAAAUGUAGUCAUUUCAACCACCUUUGAUUCUAAAUUCCAUAGAACUUUUGUUUCUGCCAUGUGACCACCAACUCCAUUGUUAUGCAUUGAAUGAAACUCCUUCAAACAGAACAUCCCAUUUUACCCUGUAUGUAUACUGACUAAGUACCAAUUAAGAAUAAAGUAAAAUCUAAAACCAAAAAA